Messenger RNA from Vitrella brassicaformis, 6553 nucleotides. The record is from the annotation of a GenBank genome assembly. NCBI's taxonomy places the organism in Eukaryota, Vitrellaceae.
ACUUUUCCCUGGGGGCUUUGUGUUCUUCAUUGGCGCCCUUCAGGAUGUCAGCAGAGAACGUCGCGCUAUGGAUAUCUCGCGAGAAGAAGCAUCCCAUUAUCACUCGCUCAGACAAACCAUCGGCUGUCGGCAGGUCAGGCACGGAGAACACACAAGCACACUCAAACACACAUGUGGUGGAUGGAUGCACCUGUUUGUGGUUUGUUUGUGGGCUGCAUGUUUGCUAUGUCAAGGGCCAGGGCCAGAUUGGCAAAGGAGAUCGGAGCCAGGCGCCCGUCGCCGCCCGUGGUUUCCCCAAGGAAUGCCACAGCAGCCUUUUCCCCCACAUCCAAGGCCGGCCUGACUCUCCCCCUGCUGCAUCAGGAGGCCGCUGACGCUACCGCCAGUGCAGAUAAGCCAGUGGCUCCCACAAGAGAUAAAAAGAGGAAAAUCCCCGGACCGAUAGAGUCCACGUCCACGGGUGAGGUCAUCAGCCGGCUGUUUCCCGAGGCGCGCGAAGACGAGACCGUCAAGACUACCGCCGAUGCAGCCACCUCGUUCAUGCUCGACUCCCUCAGCGCUAUGCGCAAGGGUGAGGGCGGAGCUGACGGCAAGCGUGGAGGCAGGGGGGGAGGCGGCGGCUCACGCAAACCGGCCGGUCUGCCCACUUCGCCGGUGGUGUCAUGCGAGCUGCGUCUGCAGGAGCUGGACUUUCUCACCACCAAUUUCGGUGAGCCCAACUCGGUGGCGGCAGCUUUGGCGUGUCAAAUGCUGGGAUUGGGCGGCCAGGGCCGCGGAGGCCCGAGCAUGCUUCAGAACUUCUUUCCCCCUGCUUAUGGUGAUGUGCUGAAGCGGCUCAAGACUCACUUUGAGAACGCCGUCUUCAGCACGGAGGUCGAGCCGCUUGACGAGUCCCUCGUCGCCGACGAAAGAUGGCCUUGUCAUCGGAGUGAGGGCAGCGACAAUGUGCCUGAGCUGGUGGAUGGGCUGGAGAGACGGCUGCUGGAGCGGGUGCCAUGGUUUGUAAUUGCAAGACGGCAGAAAAAGAAACUCGAUGCGCUGCUCUUGCAGGUGGGCGCUGGGCAGCCAAUCGGCCCACGUUGUUUGUCUUUGUGGGGUGGAUAUGUCUCCAUCAAUCAUGGCAUCGAUCCAUGCUCAGGUUGCUGAUCUGUCGAUGCGUGCGCGUGACGCAUCUCGCCUGAAGCGCAUGGCGUUGGUUGUGAUGGAGAAGACACAGGACAUAUACCGCCGCGUCAUCAAGCGAUGGAUAGUCGCACUCUGGAGACAGAGCAUCAAAGACGGCAGACUGUUCAGGUGGGCAAGAAGGCGUACGAUGCCGACAGACCUCUCUGUGUGUCUUUCACCUCCCAGAGACACGUUGGAGCGCCUCUACGGCAAGGAGCGUGACUCAUUAUUGACACCCUUCGUCCACUGGAGGUGCGACAGCAUCACAGCCGUUAAGGCAAAGGCCUGCAGGUCUGCUGCUGUCUGCGGUCACCCCCCGUUGUCAGGCUGCACACCUACCUGAGGCGGAUAGAAAAGCUCGACGACCACAUCAAGGAGAGCACCCGUGAGGCAACUCAUCUCCGUGAAGAGCUGACGGCCUAUCAGAAUGAGCUGGAGCGGUUGGAGGACUCUCUGUCAUUCAAGACCGAGCAGUACAACGAAUGCAAGACGGAAUUGCAGGGCACCAAGAAGGCCAACGAGGCACUCAAGGUACUGACUGAAAACACAAGACAGACAGAGGAUGAAUAAAGUGCCUUGCCUGCCUGCGCCUGGUGUGGCCCAGAAAAUGUGGGAGGAAUUCCAGCCGAUGAAGCUGCGCAAGUCGCUCCACGUAUCGCUCGAGGAACUCUUCACACUCAUAUCACAAAAGGCACAGCUCAGGUCAGCGAGCAAUGGAUCGAAGAGGCAAGGUGGCGUCCAUCCAGGGACUGCCUCUUGUCGUGUCUCUCUCUCUCCUGUGUACAGAGACCACCAAAAGGAGUCCCUCUUGCGCUCACAGAACAUCCGAGUAAGCAUGGAGACAUCAGGCGUGAUCCUUAUGUGUAUGGCCUGUCAUCUGCGGCCGUGUGCCUUUGCAGGAGAUGUUGACUGAGGAGGACACCCGCAGCCUCACCCUCUCACAGCUGCAGCCUGACCAGCUGCUCAUCAAGUGGAUCAACUACCAAUUGCACGUACGCCGUUUACUUCUCUGUGGCGAGUCAAGACGCGUGAAUGUUGACGUGUGUGUGUCUCUGUCUGGGGCGCUUUGUGUGCAGCGUGCCACCAACCAGGCAAGCAACCUGCUGGACAUGAUGGGCGAGCCCCUCACAGACCAGUCCCCCUCAUGGAUGAACAGCGCCUCGCAGAGGGAUACGUACACUCGCAGGUCAGCUGGUUCGCGUCUUCGCUGCUUCAUCCUGUGCACAGACAUUCUGAGAAUGACGACGUAUGUUCAGGUUGGAUGCGGUGCUCAAUGCGCAGCCUGUGAGCAAUCUUGGGAAGGAUUUGCGGGACAGUGUGGUGCUGGCGUGUGUGGCGGCCAUCCUCAAGGCAGAUCGGUCCAAGGACGGCAGCUGGAUAUCGCCCUGGGACCUGGAGUGCCUCGACCUCAGAGACCUCGAGAUGAGAGCCACUGCACUCAGAAACACAAUGAGGCCGGUAGACACAGACAGACAGGGAAGGAGAGAGACACGCAUCGCAUGGUAGUGCUGUCUCCUAUUUGCAGCUGGUGGCCAACCAGCGAGCGUAUGCGGUGCUGCGUCCAGAAGACAUAUCCCAAGGCAACCACAAGAUGGUGACGCUCUUCCUGGCAGCCCUGUUCCUCGCCCACCCCUCUCUCCCCCUGAUACCAACCGAGCAGAGGGCCUCACUCCGGAGUGAGGAAGGAGAGGCCGGCGGCAGCUCGUCAGACCUCACUGGGAGGCAGAAGAACGGUGGCGAGAGCGAGUCUGGUGCCACAGACGGGCCACCAACAGCCCCCUUGUCCAGGAAGGCCACAGUGGGGAUAGAAAAGGUGAGACGACAUUCGACCAUGAUGUCAGUCAGUCAUUCUGCUUGCCUUGCCUGCUUCAAUCAGGCUUUGGCAGGCGAGGCAGCCGAUGUGGGAGAUGAGACCGAUAGUGCCAGUGCUGCUGCCGCAGUGGCGCCCAAGACCCGCGGAACUGAGCGGCACCGCAUGGCGGCCGACGCUGUGGUGGACAUGUUCGAGUCACACGCGGGUGCGCUGGUGUAUGACCGGCUGCAGGACCCCACCGGCCUGCUGAAGUCAGGGGAGACCUUCAAUGAUCUGAUUCGCCUCAGCGGCGAAGAUAUUCUCCUGAGAUGGCUCAACCUGCAGGUGCGGUGGAUCUCGUGUGUGACAGGAGUGUUUGUGUUGCGGCAGGUCGGUCUUGAGUUGUUUUGCGUAGGUUGGUGAUCUGUUUGAGAAACCGAUAGACAACUUUGGCCCAGCGCUGCAGGUGGGUGGGAAGACAUGCGUCGAUCGAUCGAUCCAUGGACAGGAUCGGUAGACGGGUUGCUAUGGGUGUGGUGUUGCGUGCAGGAUGGCAUGGCGCUGUAUCUUCUGCUUCACGUGAUAGCCUAUGACGUCCUGCCGGAGGUCACCGCAGUGGCUGAUCCAGCUCUUCGGUCAGUCAGUUGGUCAGUCGGGAAUCCAUUUGUGUGUUCCCAUCCCGGUUAUCGCAUAGGGCGGCGAAGAUCACAUCCAUUGGACAGCGGAUCACGGAGAUUGACCAGCUGUCAGGUACGUGUGCAUAUCGGUACUCUGCACCUCUGCUGAACCACCCUCUCUCUCUCUCUGUGUGUGUGUGUGUGUGUGUGUGUGUUCAGAGCAGUGUCUAUUGAACGGCCAGGCUGACCUCAUCGCCGCGUUUGUCUGCGCCCUCUUCCUCUGUCGGUCCGACAUCCGCACACACAUGACGCGCCUCUCUCUCCUUGUGUUGUAGUAUGUGCUGUGGCGUCCAUCGCUUGUGCAGACCAAACAUGGCUGUAUCCAGCCGCUCGCCUAUCUACAAUCAUCACAACACGCUCGAGAGGAGACAGCAGGACUGGUGGGGACAGAAAGACACACCAACUCGGGUCAGGCGGUGGACACCCAUUUGCUUGCAGGCACCGUGUAUCCAAGGCGCAGGACUCCAUCUUCAUGGACUUCUGCCACGACCUAGAGAGCAGCUUCACAGAGGUCAUGUGUGCACUGACAGCCUGCCAGCUAGUCUCGCUUCAUUCGGUCUAUUCAUCCAUCAGAUAGCCGCUGCAAUGGAGGAGAUCGAGCAGGUACCUGGGACUCAUCUCAUUCCUACCUGCCUGCCUGCAUCGAAAAAGUCUUUAUGCGUUGUGUGUGCCCGUGUGUGUUUCGUCAGUAGACCCGUCACGUGACGGACUUGAUCCAAGGGAAAGGUGUGCAUCCAUACCCUACACAAGCGGGAUUGCCAAUGGAUAUGUCCCUGAUGCGGUCAGUGCGGGAGCUGCACACUGACAUUUUGGCUCACCGUGCGAGGGGUCAAAUGAGGGCGCUGAUGGAUGCCCGGGAAAGCCGAGACUUUGCCGACUUCACGACAAUUCGAAGAAGCGUCCUGCAGCGCGUCAUGCAAAUGAAGGUGCGCUCCAUGGCUCGCCCAUGCAGAGAGUAUGCGGUGUGGCGAUCCCCAUCGUGUGUGUGUGUGUGUGUGUGUGUGUGCCGGGCAGAAUGGGAAUGGCUCCUUGGACCGCCUUGACGAGUACAUGGAGAAAUGCGAAGACAUCCUUCGGUGAGUGAGUGAGUGAGUGAGUGAGAGUGAGUGAGUGAGAGAUGCUGACUAUUCAUCUGGUCACUCGCCCGACCCAUACAUAUACAAAUGUCGAUCAGCCGUCACUACAAGCUGAUUCGUCGUGUGUACCGCCACUAUGCGGCGAUGAGGCCCACCAGCCGCUACGGCCUCUCAUUCGACGCCCUUAUCGUCAUAUACCAGGUGAUUUGAACACGCAGAGACACACAGAGGCACACAGAGGCACACAGACACAGACACGCGACUUUCCAAUUUUUCUUCGUUUGGUCAGGACUGCAAGCUGAGGUAAAAACCGCACGUAGAUAGAGACACAGCAGGCCCACCUGUCUUCAUGCAUAUGCUUGCAGGUCCAAAGGUCUGCCUCCCUCGUCUGUCGAGGUCAUCUACAACGAGAUAUGCGAGGCGGCCGCCACAGAGAGGGGCGACAUAUCGCCCAGAGACUCAAGUGGCAGCGAGCAGAUACCCCUCGCACCCGACAUGUUCAUCGAGGCGCUGCUGAGGAUGAGCCAGAUCCGACAGAGCACCAAGAAGGCACUUCCUGACAAACUGGAGGAAGUACUCACUGACCACAUAAAGGUCCAAAGAGGGAGGGAGCAACGGACAUGAAAAAGAUAAGUCGUGACUUUGUUGUGGUGGGAGUGUGUAGGUGUACGCUCUUCAGGAUAUUGAGGAGGCCUUCAGGAUCCAAGCAUCCACGCCGAAUGUCCGCGAAGUGCUCAGGUACAGCACACAAAGACCCCAUGUGUGGAAUGAGUGUCAGCAUAUGUGUGAUGGCCAGGAAGCACGAUGACAUAUUGCGGAGCAUCUUCUUCGUGUAUGCGUCGCUGGACCAGUCAACAGAAAGCGCUCAGUCCAAAGUCACCACCAUGAACAUCAACGAGUUCUCACAGCUCCUCACCGACUGCGAGAUUCUCGACAGCACCUUCGGACAGGCAGCCGUCAAGGUCAGCCAGACAUGCACACCAAGCCACAACGACAUCCACACACGAAUAGUGUCGCAGGCGACUUUUGAGAACAUCCAGCGGACACAGCGGUCCGUGUCUCUCGCCGCAAGAGCGCGGGUGAGCAUAACCGAAACAGACUCAUGAGCGCGUCCCUUGGAUGCUCUCCAUUCAAUCACGCGAAAACAGGAUGAUGACGGCAAUUUGGUCCCCAGCGCAGUGACGGCCGCCGUGCCGCCCGAGACCCAGCCGUCGGGAGCUGCUGUGGGGGCGGGGCCUGACAUGAAGGCGGAGGACGGCCUGGACGACGACAGUGAGCUGGCCUUCUCCGAAUUUGUUGACGGCAUGGUCAGCAGAAAGACACACACACAAGGAAUGUCUGUCGCAUGUGUUGGUGUGGGCUGGUGGUGUGUGUCUCACACAGGUGGCUGUGGCGUUGUUUAAGAACCCGAAUCCCUUCAUCAGUGUCGACAGCAGACUUGAACGGCUGCUCGUCGAUAAGUAAGCUGAAUUCCAUGGAUCGACCGAUCUGCGUGUAUGUCUCUGCCUGCCUGUCGCUCUGUCAGGGUGUUCACGUCCUUGCGGACCCACUGGAACAAGCCUGCGGGGACACAGCUGGCCAAGACAAACCCUUCUGUUAGCAAACAGGCGCCUGCAUGCGAGAGAUAAUAGGCCUGUCUGGCUCGUGGGCUUUGAUUGCAGGUGUUACGGAUGCUGCGUCUUCUCUCUGAUACGAAGAGACGAAAGGGCUGACACGUUGUGUGUGACAUACGUGCAUCAUAACAUAGAAGGACAGCGUGAGUGUCUCCUCUUGGAUCUGACAUGAACGCACGAUGACAUUCAUAACUCAUAGAAAAACGACAUUCAUAUACACUCCCAGGGAUC